This is a messenger RNA of Symbiodinium necroappetens, 684 nucleotides long. The record is from the annotation of a GenBank genome assembly. Lineage: Eukaryota; Dinophyceae; Suessiales; Symbiodiniaceae.
AUGCUCCAAAAUACCCGUGGGCGGACUGUCUUUGCCUUCCAGCCCAAGCGGCUUCCGAAGGAUGUGGACAGGCUAACCUUCUUCAAGGGCUCCAUCGUCCGGAAGAAGUCGCUAGGUCCCGCUGGCGCCGAGGACGGUGAUGCACAAAAGGUGGACAGUGAGAGAUUCGAGCCUCCACCACGAUCUGCAGAGGCAGCACUGUCGCGCUCGGCAUCUGUCAACGACCUGAGGUGUCGGGUUCAGCGGCAGCGGUCCUCGGAGCCCGCAACAGAGAGAAGCGAAUCUUCGAGACUGCACUGCGCAGCCUCCAGACCGCUUUCGGCCCGGUUGGCGGAGGCUCCACCUCCGCUUCCUGCGUUUCCUGGCAGCUGGAAGUCCGAGGACUCGACUGUACCCGCAGCAAGAAAGGUCCGAGCAGUCAGCGGUGCAAAGCCGCCUGGUUCCGCAAAAGAAGGUGCAUCAGCGGAAGAGUCAGGAAGUCCUGCAGGGAAGAGUGCGAUGACUCGAUCUCCUUCGAUGCCUUUGCCCAAGAGGCCAACUGUUCCCUGCGAGAAGCGGAGACCCAGGCCUCGGACCGCAGGCGGAGAGGAGGCGCCCGCCGGGCCUCCCAAGAAGACGCCGCUUCAGAUCACGGCACGGCUAACACCCCUGGCUGGGAAGUUUCUCCACAUACUGAGCAUGUAG